This is a messenger RNA of Danaus chrysippus (African queen), 468 nucleotides long. The record is from the annotation of a GenBank genome assembly. Lineage: Eukaryota; Metazoa; Arthropoda; Insecta; Lepidoptera; Nymphalidae.
AUGAAGCAAUCCAAUCGCGAGCCAACGACCGGAGAGGAUAAGCACGCCAGGCGGGCGCACGCAACCCUUCCCAAUGGCCUCGCAAGGACCCCAGCAAACCUGUUAGAUUCGUUGCACGAUUUUUACGUGCGCACCUACCGGAAUCUCAUUCACGUGGUGCAGCCACACUCCGCCCGCGCCCCCAACACCCGCUGCCAGUUAACUCUUCACCAGGAACAGGAAUCAGGUAGAACUACGAUCCGGUCAAACUCGUCCGACGCGUGCUUCCAACACUUUUUAUUUAUUUGUCUGCAUCGUAAGAUACCGCUGGGCGUGACGUCAGACAACCUAAACUGGUUGGCGAAGGAACAGGGAUUUGCCUCGUAUCCUUCCGGUUCUGCGAGUGUUGCAGACCUGUUCUACAUUCAGGUUUGCAGCUUCAGGCUACCCGACCUUCGUGACGUACAAACAACACCUCAAACUCUUUGA